Molecule: messenger RNA, 804 nt
Organism: Copidosoma floridanum
Lineage: Eukaryota; Metazoa; Arthropoda; Insecta; Hymenoptera; Encyrtidae
Gene: Tcs1
Product: Threonyl-carbamoyl synthesis 1
Biological process (GO): regulation of translational fidelity
Cellular component (GO): cytoplasm
Molecular function (GO): nucleotidyltransferase activity; double-stranded RNA binding; tRNA binding
Source: RefSeq, a predicted model, not a curated record
AUGGGACCAAUAAAAAAUCGUCUUAGACAGGCUCACGAUACCCUGCACUACUUGCCAAAAAACAAGUCCUGGUUUUGCGGUGGUUACCGUAGCGCGGCCAUAGCUGCCGAAUUGAUAAAAACAGGAAAAAUCGUUGCCUUGCCCACUGACACUAUAUAUGGCCUAGCUGGUCUGGCGCAGAGUGAACAUUCGGUGGCAAGAUUGUACGAAAUCAAGGGGAGAGACACGGCCAAACCACUUGCCAUAUGCCUCUGUGACAUCCAGGACAUUGAAAAUUGGGCACACACCGAAGACUUACCCAAAGGACUGGUUGAGGAACUGCUACCUGGCCCAACGACGCUUGUCCUAAAACGCAAGGAUUCACUGAACCAUACACUGAAUCCAGGAAUUCAGAAUGUUGGCAUCCGAAUACCGCAUUACGAUUUUGUGCGCAGUAUUGUUAAAAUGGUCAAUCAGCCGUUGGCUCUCACGAGCGCCAACAAAAGUAAUACUAAGAGUUCCUUGCACCCCGGUGAAUUCGAGGAUCUGUGGCCCGAAGUUGAUGGUGUUUUUUAUGAAAAAAUGAACAUGAAUAACCUGAAGGGUUCUUGGAGAAAGGGAUCAACUGUAGUGGAUCUGUCGGUGGUAGGUGAAUUUAAAAUCCUAAGGAAGGGUAUUGGCUACUUGACCACUAGAAAAGUGUUGAGGACAUAUAACCUUAAGGAACAGUUUCUAGAAAAACAAGAAAAAAAACAAAAAGCUCAUAGUUGUACAGACAACAGCGAGUCGGAAGAUGAGAAAAAUGAAGCUAGAGCAUCAGCCUAA